AUGGUCAACUCCUGCUGCGGCUCCAGCUGCUGUGGUUCCAGCUGCUGCAGCCCCUGCUGCUGCCGCCCCAGCUGCUGUAUCUCCAGCUGCUGCCGCCCCUCCUGUGGUGGAUCCAGCUGCUGCAGCCCCUGCUGCUGCCGCCCUUCCUGCUGCAUCUCCAGCUGCUGCCGCCCUUCCUGUUGUGGUUCCAGCUGCUGUGGUUCCAGCUGCUGCCGCCCCUCCUGCUGCAGCCCCUGCUGCCCUUGCACCAGCUGCUGCCUGCGUCCAGUCUGUGGCCAAGUUUCCUGUUACACCAAUUGCUAUCGUCCAACCUGUGUCAUCUCCACCUGCCCCCGUCCCAUGUGCUGUGCCUCCCCUGACUGCCUCUACCAGGAGACCUGCUGCCAUUCCAACUGCUGCCAGACCACCUGCUACAGGACCACCUGCUGCUGCCCCAGCUGCUGUGUGUCCAGCUGCUGCAUUUCCAGCUACUGA
This is a messenger RNA of Cynocephalus volans (Philippine flying lemur), 474 nucleotides long. RefSeq names its product keratin-associated protein 4-5-like. NCBI's taxonomy places the organism in Eukaryota, Metazoa, Chordata, Mammalia, Dermoptera, Cynocephalidae. Gene Ontology annotation, cellular component: keratin filament. The transcript is spliced from 2 exons. The record is from RefSeq and is a predicted model, not a curated record. Bases 1 to 474 code for a protein of 157 amino acids.